Molecule: messenger RNA, 582 nt
Organism: Dracunculus medinensis (Guinea worm)
Lineage: Eukaryota; Metazoa; Nematoda; Chromadorea; Rhabditida; Dracunculidae
Source: the annotation of a GenBank genome assembly
AUGAGAUAUAAGGAUGACGCCGAGCAAAAACUGGAGCAGUUAUUUAAAAGAAAGAGUAAGGAACAGGAAAAAUUAAUUCCUCCUUCAAACGUUACUGUCAAUCUUUCUCAGUUAUCCCUACCUAUAUUCAGUGGUGACCCUAGACAAUGCAGAGGACGAAAUCACACAAGUGACUAUACUCUGGCUAAAAUCGUUGUCCUUACCAGGAGGCAAUAUGUCAAAGGACGAUUACAAUCUAAUAGAGUGAGAUCCAACAAUCGACUAGAAUAUUCAGAACUGGACAACGAAAGCAAAUAUCCCAUUUAUUUACCAAAUAAGGGCGAUUUAACUAAACUCAUCAUUUUGCAUCAAUAUGAUAAGUUGUACCAUGCUGGUAUUGCGCAUAUCUUACCUGCAAUAAGAUUUUGGAUUCCGAAAGGAAGGGCCGCAAUAAAAUAUACGAUAUCCUCAUGCAUGGCUUGCAAGCGAUGGAGGGCAAAACCCUUCAACUUACCACCAAUGCCAAACCCACCAGGAUCACGAGUACGACGAUCAAGAUCAUUCGAGCAGGUAGGUUUAGAUUAUUUGGGCCCUAUCGAUUAA